AUGCGGAAGUACCAAUGCAUUCGCUCGUUAUUUUUCCUUCUUUGGCAGCCGCUGAUUGGCGCAUAUCUCGUGAGGGCGGAGCCUGCGGCAAACAAGCUGCAGCCACAGCAAAUGCUGCACACUCUCCAUCAGCUCCCGUCACCUGAGCAGCGGCAAUCGUCAGCUCCACGUGCUGAGAUGUCCAUCACAGUGCCCUCGCUCCUGCUGCUCCUCUUCCUUGCCAUUUUGUUGCCGGAUGACGCUUGUGGGGCGGCAGACAUUCCAGAGGACAUCACGGCAGAGUUUUCAGUGAGACUUUACCAGCACCUGCAGGCCAGGGACAGCCAGGACAACAUCAUCUUCUCCCCCCUGAGUGUAGCCAUGGCCCUGGGCAUGGUGGAGCUGGGGGCCCACGGCGACACCCUCCAGGAGAUCAGACAGGCACUAGGGUUUGGUCAGCUGGUGCCAGCUCCAGCAAACUCCAGCCGUGUGACGACGUGUGACGUGAUCGAUAUGAACAGAAAGUGCUGUAAUGCAGGACUAGAGUUCUCCCUGCUGCAGAACUUAACCUCGGCUCUGUCACAGGACAAGGCUCAGUAUGUGGUGAGGUUUGCCAACAGCCUGUACCUGCAGCAGGGAGCCUCCUUCAGCCCAGAGUUUGUGCACCUCAUAAGGAAGUACUUCAGAGCGCACGUGGAUACUGUGGACUUCAACCAGUCAGCAGCAGUCGCCCAGCUCAUCAACCACUGGGUCGAGAACCACACUGAGAGCAAAAUCCGCGAGUUGCUUUCACCCGAUGACUUCAGCAGUGUGACCCGUCUGACUCUAGUCAACGCUGUCUACUUCAGGGGCUCGUGGAAAAACCAGUUCAGACCCGAAAACACGCGCAGCUUCUCCUUCAGCCGGGAUGAUGGCUCCGAGGUGCAAACGCAGAUGAUGUACCAGCAGGGGGACUUCUCCUAUGGUGAGUUUAGUGACGGCUCACAGGAGGCCGGGGGAGUGUACCAGGUGCUGGAGAUGCCGUAUGCUGGAGAGGACAUGUCCAUGAUGAUCGUCCUGCCACGACAGGAGGUGCCUCUGGCCACACUGGAGCCCAUCAUCAAAGCCCCUCUGCUGGAGGAGUGGGCCAACAAUGUCAAGCGCCAGAAGGUGGAGGUUUAUCUGCCCAAGUUCAAAGUGGAGCAGAAGUUGGACUUGAAGGACGUUCUGCAGGAACUGGGAGUCCACACCAUCUUCAAUAACAACGCAGACCUCUCUGUGAUGACAGACCAGACCCGUUACCAGGGCGACCAGCGCCCCGCCCUCUCUGAGAAGAAGGGAGCGGGAAAGACCAGUCGAGGGACACAUAGCUAUUGGUCCAGAAGUCUGUCCCUGUUACCAGGGAAACCAGUGGCCCCUGGUAACCGCAGCGCCCAAGCCCCGGCGAUCCAAGAUGGCGCCCUAUUCAAAUGA
Knipowitschia caucasica is the source of this 1431-nucleotide messenger RNA. NCBI's taxonomy places the organism in Eukaryota, Metazoa, Chordata, Actinopteri, Gobiiformes, Gobiidae. The record is from the annotation of a GenBank genome assembly.